Molecule: messenger RNA, 3169 nt
Organism: Panthera uncia (snow leopard)
Lineage: Eukaryota; Metazoa; Chordata; Mammalia; Carnivora; Felidae
Gene: FHL1
Product: four and a half LIM domains 1
Exons: 8
Coding region: 912-1883 (323 amino acids)
Biological process (GO): muscle organ development
Molecular function (GO): transmembrane transporter binding
Source: RefSeq, a predicted model, not a curated record
AUCACAGGGUACCCUCUGCCAGUGGCGAACUGGAUGGAGGCACAGCCAACGCAUUCCUUGUGGUCACCGUCCCAGUUGAUACCGAGUUCUGCAGCUGACUCGAUUGUACAGAAAUCUCUGUCCAUCGUAGAGAUGGCAGAAGUAACCAUCUGACCGCAUCAUAAUGUAUUUGCAUCAUAGGUAUAGACAGGCUUGGUCAGUCGCGAGGCUAGUCUUGCUCCCCCUGCUCAAGCUGCCGGAAAUAGCUGGAAGGCCUGGAAAGGCGUAGGUGGCGAUGGCAUGCGGGGCAGGUAUGUGACAUCCUCUUGCCCCUUACUGCUUACCCAGGUGCUUCUCACAGCCUGUUGGCACUCCUUCUUCUUCUUCCUCUCUGUUUCCUCUUUGCCCUUAAGUCAGUUACUUGUGAAUUUUCCCUUAAGUAACAAGGCGGAUGUCAGCACAAAAAAAAGUUGGGGGACUGUUGGCCUAAGCAUUCAAACUACAAGAGCAAUGUACUUUAGACUACCCUAUCUGCCAGGUUUUUACUGCUGCACUGAUUUGUUAGGUAUAAUAAUGGAACUUCGAGGGACUUUGUGAAUGUUUUCUGACAUACAAGUUGAAAGCUGAAUUGUGGCACCUUAUAAAGUUAUCCAUCCACUUUCAAAGCCCCUAUGAUUUUUCUUUGUGUGUUCAUUCUUGUCCCUGUAGCAGAUUCCAGCAGAGUGCGUGCUGAUGCGAAGGCUUUACUCUGUGGCUAAUUGAUUGGAGCCAGGCUGCCCGGUUGCCCACGUGUGAGGAGACCGUUCGCGGAGUGCCAGACACGGCUUAGAAAGCACGUUGGAAGUUGUUGUCCACCGUGUCCAGCCCUUGCUGAAUACAUCCCAGUCACCACACAUCCAGCGUGAGGUCCCUCCAGCUACAAGGUGGGCACCAUGACUGAGAAGUUCGACUGCCACUACUGCAGGGACAACCUGCAGGGGAAGAAGUACGUGCAGAAGGACGGCCACCACUGCUGCCUCAAGUGCUUCGACAAGUUCUGCGCCAACACCUGUGUGGACUGCCGGAAGCCCAUCGGCGCCGACUCCAAGGAGGUGCACUAUAAGAACCGCUACUGGCACGACACCUGCUUCCGCUGUGCCAAGUGCCUUCACCCCUUGGCCAACGAGACCUUUGUGGCCAAGGACAACAAGAUCUUCUGCAACAAGUGCACCACUCGGGAGGACAACCCCAAGUGCAAGGGGUGCUUCAAGCCAAUCGUGGCAGGAGAUCAGAACGUGGAGUACAAGAAGACCGUGUGGCACAAAGACUGCUUCACCUGCAGCAACUGCAAGCAAGUGAUCGGGACCGGAAGCUUCUUCCCCAAAGGGGAGGACUUCUACUGCGUGACCUGCCACGAGACCAAAUUCGCCAAGCACUGCGUGAAGUGCAACAAGGCCAUCACAUCUGGAGGAAUCACUUACCAGGAUCAGCCCUGGCAUGCCGAGUGCUUUGUGUGUGUUACCUGCUCUAAGAAGCUGGCUGGGCAGCGUUUCACCGCUGUGGAGGACCAGUAUUACUGCGUGGAUUGCUACAAGAACUUUGUGGCCAAGAAGUGUGCUGGAUGCAAGAACCCCAUCACUGGGAAAAGGACUGUGUCAAGAGUGAGCCACCCAGUCUCUAAAGCUAGGAAGCCCCCAGUGUGCCACGGGAAACGCUUGCCUCUCACCCUGUUUCCCAGCGCCAACCUCCGGGGCAGGCAUCCGGGUGGAGAGAGGACUUGUCCCUCGUGGGUGGUGGUUCUUUAUAGAAAAAAUCGAAGCUUAGCAGCUCCUCGAGGCCCGGGUUUGGUAAAGGCUCCAGUGUGGUGGCCUAUGAAGGACAAUCCUGGCACGACUACUGCUUCCACUGCAAAAAAUGCUCCAUGAAUCUGGCCAACAAGCGCUUUGUUUUCCACCAGGAGCAAGUGUAUUGCCCCGACUGUGCCAAAAAGCUGUAAAGCGACAGGGGCUCCUGUCCUGUAAAAUGGAAUCGAGUCUUGUUCUUGUGUCCUCGCCCUCUGCCCUGCACCACCCGGAGGGCCAGAGCGGCCUCUCACCUCUAAAGUUGCUUCCUCUGUCUUUGCUCCCAUUUUACAGUAUUACUCAGAUACGGGCACGCAGUGGUCACACUAGGAUGUAGCGGCGCGGCCACUUCUCCGCAGCUGCGGUGAAAACACAAACACGUAGAUAGGUUGACUCUUCUGCAUGUUUAUCAUAGAGCAGAAACGUGCUCACCAUUUAGCUGCUUAGUGACGUGAGCGAGAAGCGUAACACAUAAAGCCCCCGCUGAGAUGCGUCUCGUGGCUCAGCUGGGACCCACCGUGUCCUCAGGACACGCAAGAGUUGCGGCGGCUGCUCCAACUCGGCUGCUCACCUGUCUGUGAGCAGAGAGCGAACUUAACAAAUUGCAUGGUUGAACCUCCUCCUCGAAAUCUUCCUGCUGUUCUUUUGUGCUCUCAAACGACUAAUACGAAUUUCCAGAAAGUUAACAUUUGAACUUGGCUGUAACUCUAAACUGACCUUUCCCCCGUACUAACCUUCGAUUUCCCCGUGUGGCGUGUUUUCUGAACGUUCCCACUUUCAAGCGGGGAACGGGCAGGUGAUUUGGAAAGUGUAGGCAGACCUGAGAAAACGAGCCUGUUUCACAGGAACAUCGUCACGGCGACUACUUCUGGAGGCUUAACAAAACUAACCCAGCUGCCCUUUUUCUUUUUCUUUUUUAAUACUCUCGUUUUAAUUCAUAGUAACGUAGUUUAUGGGUUUGGAGACUUGCAUGUCGAUAUUUUAGCCCCUUCGAACGUUCCUGCGGUUUUGAAAUUCAUCCUGCCGAAGUAACCGUGACACUCUAGCGGGGGGUAGCUGAGCAGGCGCCAGGACUGUCAUUGACACGGAUAGGACAUUUCCAAACAGCGGCUAGAGUGGAGUCCCUUGUAGCAUAGUAGUUGUCUGCUCUUUGUCUGUGUGCUCAAGAGGCCCGCCAAGUCCCUUUUCUUGUGAUUUUUAGGACUGUCCCUCAAGAGCUCAGCUGGAUCUCUGGGGGAGCGGCUGCCACCCUCACAGGCACAAGCGGAUUCCCACGCAGUGCUUACCUGAGAUGCAGGCUCACCUAACUUACCGUAUUCUUAUCAACAUUGUUCUAUUACAUAGUAUAAUGAGACAGUAUCAAAAGUAAA